GAGUUGAGAUAUUAUCUCUGAGAUUCUCUGCUACACAUAAAUCUUAAAUACCGAAUGUUGUGAAGAUUUUUAAGCUGUUCGUUGGUGUACGUUAGUGGUUGUUAGUGGCACUGCUCAGAAGAGAAAAUGAGGAGGUAAAACAGGAGGAAGGAGGCGAAGCUAAUCUGUUUUUGGCUUUUAUUCAUUCGUUCAUGGAAUGGAAACGCUUUUGUGUGUUUAAUACUGCUCAUGUAAUGUAGUUUUUGUUCAGGGAGACAUAAGCAGAAAAUGUGACGUUAGUUAGUGGCCACGCAGCCAGAGAGAGAAGACAGGAGGUAGAAAAUGAGUCUGAAGAGGAAGCAGCCGAGACAAAGGAAUAAAGAAGAAACAAAGAGCAGAGAGGCAGCACCGUUUCGGGCUUUAGUUCAACAAAAAUACCAGUGUGUCUUCAAUAGGACUGUUAUUGUGCACCAGUUUCCUUCUACUCAAACAUUACAAAUGCUUCUGUUUUGUGGUCUCUUCCCGACUAAUGUCUUUUUAAAAAAGCCUUUCAGAUAUAUCUUCAAGAUUCUGACUGUGGAAUUGUUUUCAUGCGUAACUCAUAUCAAUGUAUAUAUAUGGUGCUCAUGCUUACUCUUUUGGUUGUGGUGCUUUUUAUUUUAUAUACCAGGGGCUUUAAACUUUUAUUUACUUUACUGUGUAUAAGGUUUAUUGUGUAGGGANUUUUUUUCAGACAACAGAACAUAAAAAUUGACUUAGUAAAGUAACUGUAAUGUAGUGUAGUGUAGAUAUUCUAAAAAGCAGGAGAGGUCCUACUAGAGAUACCAGAGGUCGUCAACGUGUCUUAAAAAGUGUCCAUAUAUUAGCCCAUGGAAAAGGGGCUUAAAAGUUUGUAAAGAAGUCUACCAACCAAAGGGGGCUUUCGAGGUUCAUGGUUUUUAAUACGUGUCAUUGCUAUCAUCACUGGCAGCUAAUAUAGGAAAGCUUUUUAACAAAUGUUCUAAAGUGGCAAAAACAUGUUGGCAAUGUUACAGAGCCAUGUGAUGAAACCUCUCUCUCCAUGUGUCACUCUUGCGUUUUCCUGAAACAUGAGCAGGGUUCAGCUUUCCUCAGCACGAGUAUUUUACUGCUGCAGAGCAGUCACACCUUAGUUUGUUUUUCAUAGUGUGUUCAGCUGCUGAUCUCACACACCAAAUGGCACAACUGCGACUGCUUCUUACUCUAAGUUUUCCCUGAAAAGGAAAGAAAAAGGAAAACUGCUCAACAGCUCUAGGCUGGAAAAAAAACCCCAACAUACCCGAGCUGUUAUUGAAAAGUCCCAGACUUACCCCAGCUCUUAUUUAAAGAAAGUGAACUACCUGUCGUUGUGACACAGCGCUGCACACAACAAAAUGUGACCUCUGCUUUUAACCCAUCACCAAAGUGAACAGUGGGCAGCUUUAAGGACCAGGGGAGCAGUGUGUGGGGACAGUGCCAUGCUCAGAGCACCUCAGUGGUAACUUGGACUCGAACCUGAACCAAGCCUGCUUCCUUAACCACUAAGGCACCACUACCCAUGCCCCUCAUAUUACCUUACUCUAAAGAUAUUAUUAGAAUGUUUGGUAGGAAUUUGUUAAGUAUGAAUUUUACGUCUGUGUAAGGUAUAACACAUAGUCAUAGUGUACAGGUCAACAAGAGGUUUAAAAUAUUUACUGAGACUAAGAGGUAUUAAGCAUCUGCAGUGUAUGACAAUAUGGUAUGAUAGCAUUGUGUUCUUGUUCUUGUUUUUUUUUCUUUAGCACAGAGAUAUUGUUGUAUAUUAAGAGACACUAAUGGUUUCCAGAAAAAUCUCCUACAUUUUAAAACAGCAACUUCCUGUGGAGCUGUUUGUUCCAGCCUGAAGCUCAGACCUCUUGUCUGCUCAUGCUUUUUUUUCACUAGUCAGCAGUCCAACAUGUGACACUGAGGCAGAGAAGGUCUUUGUGGGCUUUUCCAAGGAAACCUUUUGUUGAUGCUGUUACAGGAGAGCAGCAGGAGGGUGGUGCUUUGCUCCAGUGGAGGAAAGGUUGCUCAACAUUUAAAGGGGCAGCUCAGGAUUUCUAAAGCGUGUUCUGUAUGAGGUGAAGACAGUAGGACUACUGUGUUGCAAAAAUCAAUUUCCUGCUGGAAUGAUGCAUCUUGAUGUGAUAAGGAAGUGAACUUGUUCUUCAGCCUUGAAGUGACAGAUACUUUAUCAGGAGUGUUGUAAGGUACCCUCCUCGACCUCACCAUAACAGACCUGGCCUAUCCCUUUAACACCACUUGUUUGUGUAUUUGUGAGCAAAGCAGCAGGACGUUCUCAGAUAUUUUCUCCUGGAACAUGAAGCUCUGUUCUUGUUUGUCUGACGUGAUCAGUCAACAGCUGCUGUGUUGAAGAUGAACAGGUCAAAGCGAUGGCCCAGGAGACAAACCAGAGUCCAGGACCCAUGCUGUGUGCCACAGGUUGUGGUUUUUACGGCAACCCACGAACCAAUGGCAUGUGCUCUGUCUGUUAUAAGGAACAUUUGACCAGACAGCAAAGCAGCGACCGCAUGAGCCCACUCAGCCCAAUGGCAACUAGUCCUACCUCAGAGGCCUCUGCCAUCCAAAGACUAGAGGCCAGUCUAGCCAAGGUUGAAUCGCCUUCUGCCUCCUCACCCGACACAUCUAGAAAUGCUCAAGGAUCUCUUCCUGUGACUCAACAAAUGACAGAGAUGAGCAUCUCGAGAGAAGAAAAACUAGAACCCGUAGAGCCAGUUGUUAGCCAGCCUGUUGCCGCUGGUUCUAGUCCAAGUCCAAUAGUCUCCUUGACCAGUGAAGAAAGCAAGAAUGACGCCUCCAAAACCAAGAAAAAUAGGUGCUUCAUGUGCCGCAAAAGAGUGGGACUUACAGGAUUUGACUGCCGCUGUGGUAACCUCUUCUGUGGCAUCCAUCGGUACUCCGACAAGCACAACUGUCCUUAUGACUACAAGGCCGAAGCUGCUGCCAAGAUCCGCAAAGAGAACCCUGUGGUGGUGGCCGACAAGAUCCAGAGAAUAUAAAUCUGACAUUAGGAUUGAUAUGGCAACAAUGGCAAACACCUUUGCGAUAAGACUGAAAAUGAGUGUGAACCUUUUCGAAUGAGCACUAGCACACUUGGCUAAGCGAUGAUCAAAAGGACUAGAUACACAAUAUUACACAACCUCAAGAAAAUAGUGGGGCAGGGUGAAAAAAUGAUUCUGUCUGAUAUGCAUGAAUGAUCACUUUUCUUUUUAUUUUGAUUAACAUUAGUUGAUUUAAUCCUACUUCUGUGUUGUGAUUACGUUUUUGCAACUGUUGAGUCUUUUUU
Messenger RNA from Cynoglossus semilaevis (tongue sole), 3304 nucleotides. It is a transcript of the gene zfand5a, whose product is annotated as zinc finger, AN1-type domain 5a. The transcript has 6 exons. Gene Ontology annotation, molecular function: DNA binding; zinc ion binding. The record is from RefSeq and is a predicted model, not a curated record. NCBI's taxonomy places the organism in Eukaryota, Metazoa, Chordata, Actinopteri, Pleuronectiformes, Cynoglossidae. Bases 2391 to 3017 code for a protein of 208 amino acids.